AUGUCAUCUCCAAAAGCAGAAUACGUGACAUUCGACACUUCCGUGGGAUCAUUCACAGUAGAGCUAUAUACAGCACAUGCCCCAAGGACAUGUAACAACUUCUCGAAACUCGCUGAGAGGGGGUACUAUAACGGAGUGAUAUUCCAUCGUAUCAUACCUGGAUUCAUGAUUCAAGGUGGUGAUCCAACAGGAACAGGUCGAGGAGGAACAUCGAUAUAUGGUGAUAAGUUUAAAGAUGAAUUACAUCCUGAAUUGAGGUUUGUAGGUGCUGGUAUAUUGGCUAUGGCAAACUCAGGCCCCAAUACAAACGGCUCUCAAUUCUUCAUAACAUGUGCUCCUACCCCUUUCUUAGAUGGCAAACAUACGAUCUUCGGCCGAGUAUCAUCAGGGAUGAAGACCAUCCAGCGACUCGAAGCUGUACGUACCGACUCGGAAGACCGUCCGGUGGAAGAUAUAAAGAUACAUAAAGCUAGAUUGGGAGAUGCUGCCCCUCCACCGGGUGGAUUGGACGUAGCUAGAGUCGCAUUGUAG
Molecule: messenger RNA, 531 nt
Organism: Kwoniella botswanensis
Lineage: Eukaryota; Fungi; Basidiomycota; Tremellomycetes; Tremellales; Cryptococcaceae
Product: peptidyl-prolyl cis-trans isomerase-like 1
Exons: 5
Coding region: 1-531 (176 amino acids)
Biological process (GO): protein folding; protein peptidyl-prolyl isomerization
Cellular component (GO): catalytic step 2 spliceosome
Molecular function (GO): peptidyl-prolyl cis-trans isomerase activity
Source: RefSeq, a predicted model, not a curated record